AUCUAAUGUAAUACCAUCUUAAUCUGGAUUCUUAACAUCAACGAAAUCCAAGAUAGCACAAGUACCAGGACGAUUCCACCAAAGUUACAUCCUCUCUCUCUCUCUCUCUCUCAUACACAUGUUUUAGGGUUUCAGUGGCAUCAUUGAUGGUGAGAAUGCAAAGGUACUGAGGCAAUAAUGGGACAGUGGACCUUUUUGCAGGCUGUGGAAGAUAACCCAAAUGAGCUUGUCGGUUUUUUUAUAGUGUAAGUCUAUUAUCACUGCACUAUAUAUCACUGCCACUCGUCUCUAAAGUGUGCAUACAGUCACCAAACCAACCCAUUUGGUUUAUGCCUUAGAAUGUUAAACUGAUGGCUGUUAGGAGACAAACUUCUCCUUAAUUUCUUUCGCACUUUCUCAUCGUCUUAGAAGCUUCGGUGUAACCUAAUUUUCUCUUUUUUGAUUAGAGUUAAGACUAUUUUCCUCUAGUUUCCAGAUAAGGGUCUAGUCCUGUGUGUUUAAUUUUUGUUCUCAAGAUUGUAUGAUUAUUGUUUUACCUUCAAAAUUUCUUGACUUCAAGCCUUUUGGGUCAGUUUUGAUAGAGUUUAAAGAAAUGGGGUGGUCCAGGCAUCCAAAAAAUGUUCAAGUAGAAAGAAAUGGAAGACCAAAUUUAGGAUUACUGGGUGGACUAACAGAAUUUGAUGAUAAUGGUUCCUAGAAAGGAAAGAUUUUGAAGAGAAUUGGUUGAUUUGUGUAAAUAUUUUCUUAUGGAACGUAGUAGUCAAGAAAGUGCUAUAGGGAUGCCAAAUUCUGUGAGUUAUAAUCCACCCCAGCUGAAUCAAGAAUCACCAGUCAAGCUGCCUCUAGCCUCUAUAAUAUCCUCUCCACCAGAUAGGAGAGGAAAUGCAAAAACACUAAAUAAGCACCAGCGUCAGGAUCAGGAUCAGGAUCAGCAUCAGCUCAAUUCACCACCGCCACAGCCGUCUCUUGUACAAAAAGAUUCAAUCUCAGAUCCAGAUCCAGAUCCAUAUCCGGCCAGAGUGGCCAGUGGAACAACUGGUGGUGUUUCAAAUUUAAGGAUAGAUCCACCUCCGCAGCCACAUGAUCUACCAGCAACAUCUUCCAACCCUACUGAUACUAUUAGAUAUAACGAAUGCCUAAAGAAUCAUGCUGCAAGUGUAGGAGGUCAUGUUUUAGAUGGAUGUGGAGAAUUCACGCCCAGUGGAGAAGAGGGCACCCCAGAAGCCUUAAGAUGUGCUGCUUGUGAUUGCCACCGGAGUUUCCAUCGAAGAGAGGCCGACGGAGAGUCACAAACUGGCACGUCUCACUACUACACAUACAAUCCCAACUCCAGCAAUAACAAUAUCCAUAGGAACCCGUUAUUUCCAAGGCAGAAUCAGCAUUUUACCGCCACCCCUCCAAGUGGCCGUACGCCGCCUACAGUGGUGGCGUUCGGCAGAAACAGCGGUGGUGGAGCUGGUGCGGAGUCAGCUAGUGAAGAUCUCAACAUGUUUCGCUCCAACGCUAGAGGGCAUGAAGUUGUGCAGCCAUCAUUUUCAAGGUCCAAGAAGAGAUUUCGGACGAAAUUUAGUCAAGAACAGAAAGAUAAGAUGCAUGAAUUUGCUACAAGGCUGGGAUGGAAAAUUCAGAAAGAAGAUGAACAAGAAUUGCAGCAGUUCUGCAAUGAAAUGGGAGUGAAGAGACGGGUUUUCAAGGUGUGGAUGCACAACAACAAACAAGCCAUGAAGAAGAGACAAAUGUACUAUGUAAGUCCAGAAACGAACCCCAUUUGAAUUAGGGUAUAGAUUAUUAACCUUUUUACAUAGCUACACAUCAUUGAUGCAGAUUAAGAAAAUUAUUAUAGAAGGCUAAUCACCUUGGUCAUUUCAAUUUUCCAGUCCUGCAAGUCAUGAUCUAAUUAAUUACCUGAUAUGUAAUGGUCUUAAUUCUGCUCUUGUAAAAAUAAAACUUUUAUAUAUUGGAAGAAAUGCACUAAAAUGAAGAAAGAAAAUAUUCAUAAAAUUUAUAUAUUUCAAGUACUAUAUACUUUGGUUAUUUUUGGUACAUGGUAUAAUGUUCCUUGCUAAACUGGCUCGUUUACU
Olea europaea var. sylvestris is the source of this 2081-nucleotide messenger RNA. Its product is annotated as zinc-finger homeodomain protein 6-like. The record is from RefSeq and is a predicted model, not a curated record. The coding region runs from base 747 to 1772 and encodes 341 amino acids. The transcript has a single exon. Gene Ontology annotation, biological process: regulation of developmental process; regulation of DNA-templated transcription. Lineage: Eukaryota; Viridiplantae; Streptophyta; Magnoliopsida; Lamiales; Oleaceae. Gene Ontology annotation, cellular component: nucleus. Gene Ontology annotation, molecular function: DNA-binding transcription factor activity; transcription cis-regulatory region binding.